AAGUUUGAAUUCAUCUUGCUUCGUAUUUGCUUCAUUAUUCUGCAUCAUGACAUCAAUAGUAAUGAAAUUGCUUAUCCAUUCUUCUGUCCUUAUUUCCAGAUGGAUAAUGAAUUGAGGCCCUUCCCAUGUGAUAUUGGAGACAGAUUUGACUAUGAGUGCUGUGGGCAAGAAGUACAAGUUGAGCACAUCAAGGCAUAUGUCUGCAAACCCCUUGCCAGCACGGACAAAGCUGUGAUUGUGAUUCAAGAUGUGUUUGGAUGGCAACUCCCAAACAUGAGACACACGGCUGAUAUAGUUGCAGCUCAUGGAUACAUAGCCAUCUGCCCAGACGUUUUUGCAGGAAAAGAAGCUUGGAAGCCUUCCGAUGACUGGUCCAACCUUGAUGAUUGUCUGAAAGCUCAAGAUCCCAGAAAAAUAAACAAAGAAGCUGAUGCUAUUCUGAAAUAUCUAAAGGAACAGUGUGGUGCUAAGAGAUUAGGGGUCAUCGGUUUUUGAUGGUGUGGUGUUGCUGUACAUCACAUGAUGCUGACAUACCCCAAAUUAAGGGCUGGUGUAUCUCUCUAUGGUCUAAUCAAGGAUUCUGAUGAUGUGUCCAAUCUGCUGAACCCUACAUUUUUCAUUUUUGCUGAAAAGAUGACUUCAUUCCCCUUCAUCAAGUACGGCACCCUACUGGAGCAGAAGCUAAAGCAAAAUUGUAAAGCUGAUUAUCAGGUUAAAAUUUAUCCUGGACAAACUCAUGGUUUUGUACAUCACAUAAGAGAAGAUAUCAAUCCUAAGGAUAAGCCUUAUAUUGAGGAAGAAAGAAAGGAUAUGAUCAACUGGCUGAAUAAAUAUAUUUAA
Cygnus atratus (black swan) is the source of this 840-nucleotide messenger RNA. Its product is annotated as carboxymethylenebutenolidase homolog. The record is from RefSeq and is a predicted model, not a curated record. Lineage: Eukaryota; Metazoa; Chordata; Aves; Anseriformes; Anatidae. Gene Ontology annotation, molecular function: hydrolase activity. The transcript is spliced from 6 exons.